This is a messenger RNA of Argiope bruennichi, 1644 nucleotides long. RefSeq lists its product as uncharacterized. The record is from RefSeq and is a predicted model, not a curated record. Gene Ontology annotation, molecular function: nucleic acid binding. Lineage: Eukaryota; Metazoa; Arthropoda; Arachnida; Araneae; Araneidae. The transcript has 3 exons. Gene Ontology annotation, biological process: DNA integration. The coding region runs from base 1 to 1644 and encodes 547 amino acids.
AUGCUGACCGACACCGAAAAGAGAUACUCUACCAACGACAGGAAACUGUUGACUAUUCACAGCGCGGUAAAACAUUUCCGUCACAUGCUGGAAGGUAGGCAGUUUAAAGUUCUAACUGAUCGCAAACCCCUGACUUUUGUAUUUCACAAAGUUAACGGUAACAGUUCUCCUAGGCAGUGUCGUCACCUCGAAUUUAUCUCUCAGUUCACCACUGAUAACCGUUAUGUGAGCUGGGAGGGCAAUUCUGUGGCUGACGCACUGUCAAGAGUUUCUACUAUUAAAGUCCUCAACUCUAUUGAUUAUCAAGGAACUUUAAGUCCUUACGUCCUCCUUUGUUUCUGUGAAUCUGUUUUCAGAACUCUUCACCAACUUCAUCAUCCUGGAGUGAAAGCUAGCGUAGAUCUUAUACGCAAGCGCUUCAUCUGGAAGGACUUGAGACGAGACGUCACCAUGUGGACCCGAGCGUGCCUUGAUUGCCAACGAUCGAAGGUCCACCGCCACACAAAGAGCAGCCUGGGUACCUUUUCUACUUCCAUCUGCAAUGUUUUUCCACUUAAACUGCAUUAUAUUCGGUCCUCUUCCACCUGCAACGGAUACCAGUACCUCCUGACAGUCGUCGACCGGUUCUCCAGAUGGCCUGAAGCAUUUCCUAUGACUGACCAGAAGACUGAAGCCGUGGCCAAGACCCUCUUCGACAGCUGGAUUUCCCGCUUUGGAGUGUCGGAGUUCAUAACAACGGACCAAGGCCGUAACUUCGACGGACAUCACUUCGAAGAAUUCACUCAGUUCCCGGGCACCUACCGAACACGAACAACGGCCUACCACCCUCAAGCCAAUGGAGUGGUGAACAAGUUUCAUCGACAGUUGAAGGCGACAAUCAUGUUCCAAGCUACUGAGAAGUGGACUGAAGUUUUGCCUGCCAUCCUGUUCGGGAUUCGUGCCUCGUACAAGGAAAACAUUUCAGCAUCUUUAGCUAAGAUGAUUUUCUGUUCCUCACUGCGACUUCCCGGACAGUGUUUCCGAGAAGAAAGACCUUCUGUUACAAAAGAAGACUUUCUCCGUCAGUUUAGGGAUAGGCUCAGCACUGAUAUCUGUUAUGUGAGCGAGAAGAGCAAAUCUGUGGUUCACUCACUGUCAAAAGUUUCUACCAUUGAAGUUCCGAACUCUAUUGAUUAUCAAGGCAUGGCACAUUCACAAGCUAAGGAUAAAGAGCUUAAUUUUUUGAAAUGUGAUCCUAAAUUUGAAUUUAAACUUCUUCAAACUGAACCCAUCAGUCCUAAACUGUAUUGUGACAUUUCUACAGGAACUUUAAGACCUUACGUCCUCCUUUGUUUCUGUGAAUCUGUUUUUAGAACUCUUCACCAACUUCAUCAUCCUGGAGUGAAAGCUAGCGUCGAUGUUAUACGCAAACGCUCCAUCUGGAAGGACUUGCGACGAAAUUUCACCAAGUGGAUCCGAGCGUGCCUUGAUGACCAACGAUCGAAGGUCCACCGCCACACAAAAUGCAGCCUGGGUGCAUUUUCUACUUCCAUCCGCAAUGUUUUCCCACUUAAACUACAACAUACUCGGUGCUCUUCCACCUGCAAUGGAUACCUCCUGACAGCUGUCGACGGUUCUCCAGAUGACCUGAAGCAUUUCCUAUGA